AUGGGGUUUGGAAGCCGUUGGAGGAAUUGGAUUGAGACUUAUCCUUCGUCUAUCAAGUUCUCUGUUCUUGUGAACGAAUCUCCUACUGGUUUCUUUGGGUGCCCGGGGUUUAAGACAAGGAGAUCCUUUGUCGUCUUUCCUUUUUCUUAUUGUUAUAGAGGGCUUGAGCAGACUUAUGCGAAGGGCAAAGAUCUUGGUCUUAUUAAUGGCUUUAGAGUGGAAAGAUAUCUAGUCCAUCAGGUGGAGAUUUCUUAUCUUCUUUUCGCGAACGACACCCUGGUUUUCUGUGAUGCUGAUGUGUCGCAACUUAGAUAUUUGAGGGAUGUUCAGGAUAUUUCCUCUUUAGCUGCAGUCCUCAGGUGUAGGGUUAGUUCUUUCCCCAUUCCUUAUUUGGGUUUGCACCUAGGGGUUUCUUCCAGGAGAGUGGGGAGUUGGGUUCCUGUGAUUGAUUGGUAUACGAAGAGAUUGGCAGGAUGGAAGAAGCAAUACUUGUCUAAGGGGGGUAAAGUUACUCUCAUUAAGAGCACUUUAUUGAGCCUUCCCACAUAUUUUUUAUCCAUGUUCCAAAUUCCAUGCUCUGUUACUGAUAGGAUCGAAAAAAUUCAAAGGGAUUUCCUUUGGGGCGGAAGGGGCGAAGAGUUCAAGUAUCACCUUGUUAGAUGGGAGCAAGUUUGCAAGUCCAUGAAGUUGGGUGGUCUUGGUAUUAGAAGGUUGGUUCCUUUUAAUCAAACUCUUUUGGGUAAAUGGUUGUGGAGAUACGGGACAGAAAGACAUCGCCCUUGGCGAAGGUUAGUUUCAUCUCGGUAUGUAAAAGAGAGUGGUGGCUGGUCUACCGGUCCGGUUCAUCUUGCGGGAGGAGUCGGGGUGUGUAAAUCCAUCCAGAAGGGAUGGGAUGUAAAUCUACUCAUAUCAGGUUCAAAGUUCGUGAUAGCAGAUGCGUUCGUUUCUGGGAGGAUCUUUGGUGUGGUGACCAACCAUUAUCUCAUACUUUUCCCAGAUUAUACAGACAAUAGAAGCCAAAAUUCUGCCAUGCUUGAAGAUGAUGACAAUGUGGAUUCACUCACAGAGCUCCUAUUAGCAAUGCUCUCAUAG
Messenger RNA from Cornus florida, 1092 nucleotides. RefSeq lists its product as uncharacterized. Bases 1 to 1092 code for a protein of 363 amino acids. The transcript has 3 exons. The record is from RefSeq and is a predicted model, not a curated record. Lineage: Eukaryota; Viridiplantae; Streptophyta; Magnoliopsida; Cornales; Cornaceae.